This is a messenger RNA of Aspergillus wentii DTO 134E9, 694 nucleotides long. RefSeq lists its product as uncharacterized. The transcript has 3 exons. Bases 236 to 607 code for a protein of 123 amino acids. NCBI's taxonomy places the organism in Eukaryota, Fungi, Ascomycota, Eurotiomycetes, Eurotiales, Aspergillaceae. The record is from RefSeq and is a predicted model, not a curated record.
CAAACCAAUAAAUAUAUGCAAUAGUUUAUUGAAAAAAUGUAUUUAUAGAUGCAAUGACCCACAAUUCAGAAGCACAGAGCAUCCCCAAUGGCCAAAAAGGGGGUUGCCCCACUUCAGAAAUAAUGUUGAAUUGACUACCUGUCAUCAUCGUCAUCAUUUGUCUUCAACCAUCAUCACUCAAUAUCCAUCAACCUAUUAUCUAUAAUACCAAAUUCCAACAAUAAACAACUUCACUAUGGACCGUAUUCGCGAGAAAAUGAGCCACCUCCAGGCAGACGUCGACAAGGCCAAAGCCGAGGCAGAAAAGCUCACAUCCAAAGUCAAAGAACUCGAAGAAAACAAUCUCGAAAAGGACGCGCAGAUUGCCUCUCUCACAGACCACCAUCACGAGCUCGAGGAGCUGGUCGAAAGGACCGACAAGAGCGUUCGUGUGCUGAAAGCCCAACGUGAUCAAGAUGAUAUCCAGGCCGGACAUGAUGAGCGCCGUGUCCAGGCUCUCCAGACGUCGUGCGAUCAGUGGGAGGCCAAGUGUAAGGAAAUGGCAGAGAAGCAUGCCAAGUUGCAGAACGACUUGGACAGCCUUGUGGGCGCCAUGGGUGAUAUGUAGAUCUAUGUAUUAUAUUCUGUUCGAUUCUGCAGAUACCAUAAUUGUACCAGUCAACAUAACAAGGAAGGAUCAUGUUCUUCUAUCGCA